This is a messenger RNA of Acanthoscelides obtectus, 268 nucleotides long. Lineage: Eukaryota; Metazoa; Arthropoda; Insecta; Coleoptera; Chrysomelidae. The record is from the annotation of a GenBank genome assembly.
GUAAUGUUUUCCUCUGUUAAUGACGUUCGCGGCCUUCCUUCCCUCUCAGCGUCCUCCAGAGUGAAAUUGCCCGAUGAGGACAAUCAUUCUUUAAUGCAAGCGUCAUUUCUUCUAAGCACUGGUCUAUGCUUAAACCACGCGUAAAGUUAUACCGUAAAACUGCCCGUAUCUGAGUACGUGGCCACGAUGCCAUAAUCCGCACUUUAGUCAAUAUGAAUGAACAACUAAAUCAACAGACGUGCUGCUGGCGGCAACUAUGCACUCAUGG